Messenger RNA from Ooceraea biroi (clonal raider ant), 1026 nucleotides. RefSeq lists its product as uncharacterized. The record is from RefSeq and is a predicted model, not a curated record. Lineage: Eukaryota; Metazoa; Arthropoda; Insecta; Hymenoptera; Formicidae. Gene Ontology annotation, molecular function: nucleic acid binding. Gene Ontology annotation, biological process: DNA integration.
AUGAUUCACAAAUGCGUAGUCUGUACCCGCGAACGAGCCGCAAUACCGUCGCAACUCAUGGGAGAAUUGCCCGCACAGCGAAUAUCAUCCACGGUUCGCAGCUUUUUGCAUUCCGGGAUCGACUACGCCGGACCAAUUCAAAUUCGAGCUUCUUCAGGCCGCGGAAUCAAAGCGCGUAAAGCUUAUAUAGCCUUAUUCGUUUGUCUCUCCACGCGCGCCAUUCAUUUGGAAUUGGUAGGCGACUACUCGACUCAGGCUUUUUUGAACGCAUUCGCCCGGUUUUGUUUGCGUCGCGAGCUGCCGCAAGCAAUGUAUUCUUAUAACGGCACUACGUUCACCGGUGCCAACCGUGAAUUGAAAGCGGCGUAUAAAUUGGCGCUACGAAAUCCCGACUUCUUGAAUAUGACCGCCUCGGAGAAAAUCGAAUGGAAUUUUGUCCCUCCAUCCACCCCGCAUUUUGGCGGGUUGUGGGAAGCAGGAGUAAAGGGAGUCAAACAUCACCUCCGUCGCGUACUCGGUAGCCACACGCUGACAUUCGAGGAGUUCACAACACUCCUGUGUCAAACGGAAGCGUGUCUCAAUUCGCGACCAAUAGCCCCGAUGUCAGAUGCACUCGAAGAUUAUGAAUGCCUCACUCCCGGGCAUUUUCUGGUCGGAUCAGCUAUCACUGUUCCUCCGGAGUCAUCAUUACUCGACCUUAGUGAGAACCGACUGUCCCGCUGGCAACUCGUUCGCCUCAUGACCGAACGGUUUUGGAGGCUAUGGCAAGACGAAUACAUUAACUCACUACAACAACGAGCGAAGUGGCGAACAGUCGGGCCUCUCAUCCAGGUCGGGCAGUUGGUUUUACUCCGUAGCCCGCUGCUUCCGCCCUGUAAAUGGGAGCUCGGCAGAAUCAUUCAGACUCACCCUGGAUCCAAUGGUUUGGUACGCGUUGUAACAAUUAAAACCGCCACGUCCGAGUACCGAAGACCAAUCAGAAAGAUUUGUAUCUUGCCAGUACGCCACGACUCGACGCGCAAUUAA